Molecule: messenger RNA, 1644 nt
Organism: Nothobranchius furzeri (turquoise killifish)
Lineage: Eukaryota; Metazoa; Chordata; Actinopteri; Cyprinodontiformes; Nothobranchiidae
Source: RefSeq, a predicted model, not a curated record
AUGGAGCCCCUCAACGUGAAGCAGGAAGAGGAGGAGCAGCUUGAUGAGAUUAAAACUGAUGCCACCAACAUUUCAUUCUCUGCAGUUUCUCAUCAGGUUAAGGAAGAAGGAAGAGAAGUUCUGUUGUCACAGUUUGAUCAGAACCAACCUAAAGACAGAGAUCUUCCAACCAACAGCAUCACUGACCAGAUGAAAGCAGAAAGUGGUAGAGAGGACUGUGGAGGAGCAGAAACUACCAGGAAUCCAGAUCUAAAUCUUUAUGAAUAUGAUUCUAACUCUUCAGAGACUGAAGUCAGCAAUGAUGAAGAUGAUGACCAGGAUGGCAACAAUUCUGACUGUCAACUGAAACUCUUGUCAGAUUCUGAGCCAAACACCAAAGAUCAUAACAAAGACUGGAAGCAGAGCAGGUCUUCUAAAUCACAUGUUAAGGCUGUCAAAUCUUUCAGCUGCCCAGAGUGUGGUGAACAGUUUCUCCAUGAGCGGUCUCUCCAGAAACACAUGAGAGUGACAAGUCAUUCAGGACUGAAGUCUUCAAGCUGUUGUGUUGAUAAGAAAUGUGUUAGAGUGAAGCAAAAUGUAGACUCUAGCAGGAAAGUUCAGACAAAACUAAAAUCAUUUAGUUGUGACGACUGUGGAAAAAGUUUCAGCUGCAUAUCAAAUUUAAACAUUCACAUGAGAGUUCACACAGGACAGAAGCCUUUUGCCUGUGAGCUAUGUGGAAAAAGAUUUAGUGUAAAGUCAAGUUUAAACACACACGUGAGAGUCCACACAGGACAGAAGCCUUUUGCUUGUGACCUCUGUGAAAAAAGAUUUAGUGUAAAGUCAAGUUUAAACACACACAUGAGAGUCCACACAGGACAGAAGCCUUUUGCUUGUGAGCUCUGUGAAAAAAGAUUUAGUGAUAAGUCAAGUUUAAACAGUCACAUGAGAGUCCACACAGGACAGCAGCCUUUUGCCUGUGAGGUCUGUGGACAAAGAUUCACACGCAAGGGAAAUUUAGCUACACACAUGAGAGUUCACACAGGACAGAAGCCUUUUGCUUGUGAGCUCUGUGGACAAAGAUUUACCCAAAAGGGAAAUUUAGACAUUCACAUGAGAGUCCACACAGGAGUGAAGCCUUUUGCUUGUGAGCUCUGCGGACAAAGAUUUACCCAAAAGGGAAAAUUAGACAUUCACAUGAGAAUCCACACAGGACAGAAGCCUUUUACCUGUGAGCUCUGCGGACAAAGGUUUACCCAAAAGGGAAAUUUAGACAUUCACAUGAGAGUCCACACAGGACAGAAGCCUUUCGCUUGUGAGCUCUGCGGACAAAGGUUUGGCCAAAAAUCAAGUUUAAACACUCACAUGAGAGUCCAUACAGGACAGAAGCCUUUUGCUUGUGAGCUCUGUGGAAAAAGAUUUGCUCAAAAGACAAGUUUAAACUUUCACGCGAGAGCACACAGGACCAAAUUAAUGAAACAUACAUAAAAUAUAUAUUUUGGGACUUCUAAGGGUGUUGAAUGAAAUGUGCUACUGAUCUGGAAGCUCUUUUACCUAAAAGGAAAGGCAGUAGUUAUAUUAAAUGUUUUGUUUUUGGAGAAAAAAAGGUUGAAAAUGAAAUGUUUUUUGCCACUAAAGUGUUUUAUUAAAUCUCUUUGUUCACUA